AUGGAGUGGCGGCUUCUGGGGCCGCCGCCCUGUCGCGCGGAACGGGCACCAGCUGUGCCAACGCCCCUCGGCGUCGCUCACGGCCGCGGGGUCAGCGGUGCCGCGCGUCCGCCAAGUGGGGCACCCUUUGGCGAACUGGGCGAGGUCACAUUCUGGAUGGCCGCCUUGGACGCCUGCAGGCGCACGAAGACCCGACGCGGGGUCUCGUCGACGCGGAGACUUCGGUGUGCAGCGACGUCGGGUGGCACUUUGCAAGAGCUUCUCCUGCCCUUGCUGAAGGUGACGCCACCCACUAUCUGUACUGAGGACGCCGAAGAGCUGCCGCCCAAGAAGGCGAAGAGCUUCGUCCUGGAACUGCGAAAGAGCUUGGAGCCCCUCGAAGAAGCCGCGCCCGAGCACGCGGCCGAGCUCCUCCGUCAGGCAGCUGCUGAGGGUGUUCCCCAGCAGAUGCUGGAGCCUUUCCUCGCACGCUUGCUGCGGGUAGACCGAGCAGGGUCGGAGAGUUUGCUGCUAUGUUACCAGCUCCUAGAGCUGGCUCCAGCUCGCUCCUUUGGUGAGGCGCUGCUCUCCGUUUUGGUGGCGCAAUUGGCACAGCAUGGCCGGCUUCAUCAUGCAGAAGGGGUUCUCCGGCACGCUGUGUCGACGGGAUCCGUGAAGAUGAGGACAUUUCAACCCUUGAUGGACUCUUAUGUGCAGCUUGGUGACAGCCAAAGGCUUCAACAACUCUUUCAUUCAGUUUUGCGGCCUCUCGUCCUCCAGGAUCAAGUACGGCUCAACGGCCAUGCUUUGAUGACACUCCUGCAGGGCUUUGCCUCCAGGCCCCGGCUGCAAGAUGAGGUUUUGAGCCUCCUUUCGCAAAUGGAGCUCGAGCUCUUGCCGGACGACCUUGAGAGGAUCCACCGGUGCCUCGCGCCCGAGCAGCUCCACCUCCGGGCGGAUUUCAUCUUGGAGCCCGAGUUGAGGAACCUCAUGGACGGCUCUUGGCCUUGCACCUCCCUGGCCGAGGACGAGGACGGCACUGCCGUCCUGGCGGAGGCGGCGCGGAGGAGUUUGCACUUGCUGCACGCCGACACGCAGAAGCGGCUACUGGAAGUGCUGCAAGAAGGCAAGCUGACCUGCCUGGGUUCACCGGCUUCGAGCCGAAUCUUGCUGUCGACGGUCCCAACAUCGGCUACCGCGGCGCCGUGCAGCGGCGCCGCCGGGCAGAGGGGCCACGGGAAGGUAGUGGGGCCAAAAAUUACCGUGCAGAUGAAGAAGAGGUGGUGGAGAAUCUCCAUGCACCUUACUUCCGUCAUGAUCAGAUCCAUCAGACUUUGGAGCAGCUCCGCUCCCAGAACCAUUGGCCCUUGCUGGUGA
Molecule: messenger RNA, 1356 nt
Organism: Durusdinium trenchii
Lineage: Eukaryota; Dinophyceae; Suessiales; Symbiodiniaceae
Source: the annotation of a GenBank genome assembly